Molecule: messenger RNA, 4643 nt
Organism: Lolium rigidum
Lineage: Eukaryota; Viridiplantae; Streptophyta; Magnoliopsida; Poales; Poaceae
Product: transcription termination factor MTEF1, chloroplastic-like
Exons: 2
Coding region: 101-1267 (388 amino acids)
Biological process (GO): regulation of DNA-templated transcription; chloroplast organization
Cellular component (GO): chloroplast
Molecular function (GO): double-stranded DNA binding
Source: RefSeq, a predicted model, not a curated record
UCCCUCCCAAAAUCGAAAACGAAGAUAAGAUUUUUACACGCCCUACAUUAUCCCCAAGCCGCCGGGAAACCAUCCGCCGGCCGGCCGCCGCCGGAACGCCAUGAUCCAUCUCCGAGCGCGCAUCAUCUCUUUCCUCGUACACUCCCCGUCCCGUCACCCCGCCUCCCGCUUCUCUCCCAUCUUCGCCCUUCACCGCAACCUCUCCGCCACCACCACAUCCACUACAGCAACCCCUUUCGCCGCCGAGGACUACCUCGUCGCCACCUGCGGCGUCACCCGCGCCCAGGCCCUCAAGGCAUCCAAGAAGAUCUCCCACCUCAAAUCCUCCUCCAAGCCCGACGCCGUCCUCGCCUUCCUCUCCGACCUCGGGGUCCCCCGCUCCGACAUCACCACCCUCGUCGCCGUCGACCCGCGCUUCCUCUGCGCCAGCGUGGAGAGGACCCUGGCGCCCCGCGUCACCGAGCUCAGCGAGCUCGGCCUCUCGCGCUCCCAGAUCGCGCGCCUCGUCCCGCUCGCCCUCUGCUCCUUCCGCAGCAGCUCCCUCAGCCGCAACCUCGACUUCUGGCUCUCGGUCUUCGGCUCCUACGACAAGCUCCUCAAGGCACUCAGGAUGAACUCCGGCCUCCUCGCCGCCGACCUCGACAAGGUGGCCAAGCCAAACCUGGCCCUCCUCCAGCAGUGCGGGCUAAACCCCUCUCUCUUCUCCGAGCCCUUCAUUUCCCGGGUGCUCGUCAGGACCCCUCAGCAGGUCCAGGACGCUCUGGCGCACAUUGACAAGUUCGGCGUGUCGCAGAACUCGCGGAUGUUCCUCUACGCGCUCGUGGCGUUCACCGUGCAGAGUCCCGAGAAGCUCACCGACAAGAUCCAGGUCCUCGAGACGCUUGGCUGGUCACAUGAUGAUGUGCUGCUGGCCGUGAAGAAGAUGCCGGGUAUCCUGACCGUGUCCGAGGAUAGGCUGCAGAGGAAUAUGCAUUUCCUGACUAAGGUUGCUGGACUGGAGAUAUCCUACAUCGCUCAAAGACCGGUGCUGCUCAAGUACAGCCUCGAGCGCCGUCUGUUUCCUCGGUACCGCUUGCUUAAGUUACUCAACGAGAAGGGGCUGCUGGAUCUCCGAAAAUACCCAUGGAAUUGCUACCAAAGAAGGAGAACUAGACAAUGUGCCAUGGCUGUCAUGGGUGUAUUGCUGUGUUGGGCGGGAGAGUUUAAGGUUUGUCAUCUCCCCUUGAUUCACUGUUAUAAAUUUGGAGUACAAUUUUUCUCUAGAUGAUCCUCUCUAGUGUUAUUAUCCGAUGAAAAAGCAGCUACCGACUAUGAUUAUCAUCUUGCCAGAAAUGGACCGUGUAAUGAGAAUUCUGGGAAAUGUGACUUGACAUCUGUAUAUCUGAUUGUAAAUGGUUGGAGUAUUUAAAUUUCGGCUUCCUCGAAAACAUACAUUUGAAUGUUUAAAAUUUUAUAGAGGGUUACCACUUCAGCUAUUUGAAGUUUUUUUUUUUUGGAAGUGGCAAAAUUGAAAAUUCUGUGCUGUGUGCAAACCAAGUUGAACAAGUUGAAAUCAGUUAGAUCCUACAUCACAAAGCAUAAUAUGGAAAUCACAGAUUUAACAUUUUACAAUACGACUGGAUAAUUUUUUAAGAUGGUGUGAAGUUGUAAUUAUCUAGUUUGUAAGCCCAAUAUAGCUUGCUGUGUGAUGCCUUGCAUGGAUAUUCAGUAAUGAAAUUAACAUCAGGUGAAUUGCCAUAUUAGUCAAUCUAUAUUUGUAUCACGAAAUGUAUUUCCAGAUUGAAUCUACAGUACUGAUUGCUAAGAGUUUCUUGUAAAGCGAACAAAUAUCUGUAAGUUAAGCUAGCAGCUACAAAUAAUCAUGUAGGUGCUCAGUUAUUCUGGUGGAAUCCAGGACUUCAUCAACUCGGUAUUAAGGUUUAAAACUUAAACCACACGGUGGCAUGGUGUGGAUGCUAGAUUAUCCGUCGUUAAAAGGGAUGAGCCUCUUCAUUUCCGUGCAAUCUCAGUCUCUAAUGUAUCAUGCCUUAAUUUGUUUUUUGAGGUAAUGUAUCAUGCCUUUUUAUUGCUAGAAAAAACCGAUGUAACUGUAGUACAUUAUCUUGAGUCAGGUUUAUAAAAGAACGUCUCAGAAAGGAUUUACUCAAAAGGACAGUAGAGCAGAACAGAACUAAAAAGUCUCUGUAAUGAUUUAGCAACUUCCAAAAAACCAAUGUAUUACACCCAAUCCACAUCACCCUUCCCUUACCUCCAUAAUCCUAGAGUUGCCUCUACCCUAGGGGAUGGGAAGAAGAUGGAGCUUUGUUGUAGGUAAAUAUUUGUUUCUUCAUGGCAAACUCUGGUCAGUUUUCCUAUACCAUUCGUUUCAUCUUUAACUAUUUAUUUUCUUGACUUAAUGUAUGGAGAAUUUUGGAACGAACAUGUUAUUCAAAUAGAGCUACAGUGCACUUUUAUUUGGUCUAGUGGACCUCAGUCUAUCAGUGGAUUGUUGAUGCCAUUUCCACUUCACAAAUCAUUUGUGCUGCAAUAUAUAUUGAGCAAGGAGCUACGAUGCACAAUGUGCCGUGGUCACACUUAUGUGCACACUAAAGGUAUCAAAUAUGGAUGUUAACUUUUCCAUGUGCAAACAUGGAUGCAUCAUUGAACCACGGAAUUGACCUUCUGUAGUUGAUGUAUACUUUGUUGGUAUAUUCUGUUGUACCCUUUUAUGUAUUUAUAGGAUGAUAUAUCUGUAUUUGAAUAGUUAUUGGAUAUUUAGGUCAUAUGUGAGUUCUUUAUUAUUUAUGUAACUAGAAGUUUGCUAGCGCAUGGCUGCAACUGAUGUUACUGAUAUAUUUCACAUGUAACCAAAUAUAUGUCAUUGCAGCUUUCAGAUUCUGUCUCCACAAACAAGUCUUGAUAUCAUUUUGAGGUAACAUUUUACAAUGCAUCUACAUGAAUGUUAACUUUACACUACUCAUAUGAAAUUUAUUCUUUUCAACCAACUUGAAUUGCCAAUGUCAUCUGUUAUUAGUUGUUGAGAUGGAUGUGGCCAAAUCUGUUGGUAGCUCAUGCAUACUUAGGAGCAAAUGCAUAUGCAUAUGAAAUAUUCUUUUCAACCAACUUGAAUUGCCAAUGUCAUCUGUUAUUAGUUGUUGAGAUGGAUGUGGCCAAAUCUGUUGGUAGCUCAUGCAUACUUAGGAGCAAAUGCAUAUGCAUAUGAAAGUUAAAUGUAUCCAUACUCGUUAGUCAUUUGCACUUGGGUUGCUAGCGUGGCAUGUACCUUGAAACGGAGGUGGUAGAACUUAAGCAACUUGUAUGCAAACAAUGCAACGCCAGAAAAUAAGCAUAUUAAAUCUGUUCUCAUAUGCUGAGAUAUUUGGCGGUGCAUCUUUGAUUAAACUGCCGUUCACUCGUUCGUCUCUUUGUGACAUUGAAGUAUUGUACUGACAAUUUUGAUUAUGACCAAAUAGCAGAAAUGAUGAGGAUGAGCAAUGAUUAUUACCAAAGAGGAAAAUAAUGAAAUUAAACUACUCCCUCCGAUCCAUAAUAAUUAUGGAUCAGCACUUUUAUGGAUCGGAGAGAGUAGCAUUUUUUUAUUAUUUAGCUUCUUCGUGAUUAAAUUGACAAUUUUCAGGACGAUUAUAUUCAGCCAACAGUCAAUUAGUCAUAUUGAUUCACUGUCCAUUGUGUUUCUACCUUCAUACUGGUUCUCCAAAUCUGGGUUACAUGGACCUUGGCUGGUUAUUGAUUUAGUAAACAUCCAUUUAACUUUUUGAGUCCAAAUUCAACUCGUGUUGAACGAACUGCGAAGGUAAAAUAUUUUGACAUGCCUUAUUUCAAAGGAAUUCAAUGCUUGGCCACCUGAUUAGAUUAUGUAGUAUUUGUCUUUUGUGUUUCAUCAGUAUAAAACUUCUUUUUUGUAUCCAUGGCCACCGACUGAUUGCAUGUGCAGCGUUGGCCGCACGAAUCACAGAUGGAUCAGCCACGGUCGUGUGUUCCACAACGUCUUCUCAAUUUACGUCUAUUUUGCGGCUGUGAAACACCUGAUCACAUGUUGCAACCAUUAGCGGCUCUCCUCGUGCGGUUCAUUGAAGGGUUGCAGGGAGUGGGCAAUCGGCGUUGGUGGCGGGUGAUGGUGGCUAAGGGAUCUCCUUCUCCAUCAGCGACAACGUCUUCUUGUCUCAGCUUCAUAUCAGGAUAUACAUGGCUAUGGUGCCUAUCAGGCUCCUCAUUACGAGGUCAAACCGUCAAAGUGACACAUAUGAAGUCCUUGGCUGUAAAACGAUUCCUAGCUCCUUACAAGCCUAGCAGCUCAUUUAUAAAAAACAACAUCCCUGCUCUCCAAAUAUAUGGACGUCCGUUCAUCAUCACCAUACUAACCGAGAAUAGGAAGCUUACGAUGGACCAUGUUUAUAUGCAGGUCAUUGUUGCCAUGAAGGUGCUUCACUGCAUCCCAUUCAUCGGUUUGUGUUCUUCAAUUUCAGCACAUGGGUUACUUUUCUAGUCAGUUCAGAUCUGCCAUCAAACUGACAUCACAACUUGCUGCCUGAUGCCUCACAUGAGCAAUGACAGUAACUAGCUUCUUUAGUCAUGCAAUGUGCAGUCGAGUUCUUUUUUCCUUUUUGGAUUCUUCUUUUGUAAAACAGAUGAUUCACCAUGAA